UCUCCCUUGAUUUCAUUAAUACAAACAUUUUUCCUUCAUUAGCCAAUAAAAAAAAGAAAUCUGUCUGCAAUGAAGAUAAAAUCAAAGAUAUAUUUUGAUGAAGUAUGUAGAUCAAUUCACAUUUUUUUCUUAAUCGGAAAAAGAAAUCUUCAGAUUUUCUUCGAAUAUAUAUAAAUGUGAGAAAAAUAAUCAACUGUAUUUAAAUUGAGUAUUCAAUAUUUAUAAUUAAUACUCUCAGACAUACAGUAACACAUAUAUAUUCUUUUCUAUUUAGACAAAAGAUGGACAUGAAGAUAAACGAAUAUUACUUGAUACUAUUAAUAUUGUUGAAGAACUAAUCAAUGAUGUUAGUCAAGCAACAUCAGCACAAUUAUGUUGGAAUGUUAUUGCACGACUUGUUUAUACGAAUGAUGAACAAAAACAUUUAUUAAUUGAAAAACAAACAAGAAUUUUAUGUCAAGGCGAACUUAAAAAUAAUCGUGGUCAUAAAUUAUAUGUAUUUUUAUUUGACGAAAUUCUUGUAUUUACACGUAUUGCAACACGAAAUGGGAUAAAAUCUUAUCAAUUAACAAAUUAUCCUAUUCCGGUUUUAUCAUUACUUGUUGAAGAUAUUGAAGAUGGCGUUAAAAUCCCUGAGUUAUCAUCAGGUAGUUUUUCACGUACAUUGGCUGGAUCGAAGCCUGCUCGUAAUGUAUUUCGCUGUUCGUCCUUGUCAUCAAUAGAUAAUAAUAAUAGUCGAAAUACAUCGAUCUUAUUACAAGCUCGCGAUAUGUAUGAUAAACAACAAUGGCUUAAUUUAGAUAUGUCAUCAUCAUACAAAUUAACUUAUUUUGCUGGUCGUGGGUUAGCUGAAACAUCACGUAUGUUAUUUAAAGCUGCUGGUCAAGAAUUUGAAGACUAUCGUUAUCCAAUAACAAUGAAAGAUGGUCAAUUCAAUCGACCUGAAUGGGAUGCAGAUAAAUCCAAAUAUACAUAUGAAAAAAUUCCAGUACUUGAAAUUGAUGGUGGAAAACAUACAAUCGCACAAUCAAAAGCAAUCGAACGAUUUUUAGCCCGUCGAUUCAAUAUGUUAGGUAGUAAUGAUGUUGAAGCUGCCAUCAUAGAGGCAGCUGGUGAACAAAUUGGUGAUGUUAAACAAGCCUAUAACAAAGCUAAACCAGAAGGUGCUGAUGCUGUUAAAAAGUUUUUUGAAGGUGAU
Molecule: messenger RNA, 1198 nt
Organism: Adineta steineri
Lineage: Eukaryota; Metazoa; Rotifera; Eurotatoria; Adinetida; Adinetidae
Source: the annotation of a GenBank genome assembly